Myripristis murdjan (pinecone soldierfish) is the source of this 5540-nucleotide messenger RNA. Its product is annotated as rho GTPase-activating protein 20-like. Lineage: Eukaryota; Metazoa; Chordata; Actinopteri; Holocentriformes; Holocentridae. The record is from RefSeq and is a predicted model, not a curated record. Gene Ontology annotation, molecular function: GTPase activator activity. Gene Ontology annotation, biological process: regulation of Rho protein signal transduction; signal transduction. Bases 446 to 4006 code for a protein of 1186 amino acids. The transcript has 18 exons.
AUUAUCAGGCUGAACAGGAGACAAUAGUGAAUGCCACAGGUGCGGACCAAGCCAUUGUAACUCACUGGAAACAUAACAGGGAAUGAGCAUGUCAAAGCGCAUUGGCACCGCCUCUGGUAUGUGCGUAAAGACGCGUAAGAAGUGGCGCCGCAAGUGUGGAUUAUCUGACAGGAGUCUUGAGGAGGAGCGCUGCUGCACAGCUUCCCAGUGACCGGAGAGAAGCGAUGGGACCAGCGGCGUGUGUGUUUCUCCAGUCUGUUUACAGUCUGUCUUCUCACACUCGCUGUUGACCGCGCCAGAGAAAAGCCCUUCUGUGAACUUUUGAACCCUCUCGAGCUGAGAUGGUUUAUUUCUUUGGAAAAAAGGCUGCAGUAGUGGAGUUGGUCUCAGCCCUGCACCACCGGAGGACAGCUGGACAGUGAGUGGCGGUACCCUUGGAGGCUGGAUGGACAGCAUGUCUCCACAACAGCAACAGGACAACUUCAGCCGAGGCGGUGGACAACAAGAAAACAAAAGGAGAAUAAAGUCUGUUAGUCAUCGUCGUCAGUCCGCCCCAUCUCUGGUCAUCACCAAGGCUCUCACUCGCUCCAGGACUCUCUCCAGAGAGAGCUUCCUGCUUCCUCUGUGCCCCGAGACAUGUCCGCUGGUGCAGUCCUACCUGGCCUGCCCUGGUCGCUCAUUUCUGCUCCAUGCCCACGCCCAGUUAAAGACUGGACUACAGACUCAAGACAGACACCUGUUCCUCUUCAGCGACAUCAUGGUUAUUGCCAAGGCCAAGUCAGCCAACCACUUCAAGCUGAAGGCCCAGGCGUGUGUGUGUGAGAUGUGGACAGCAGGAUGUAUGGAGGAGGUGUGUGAGGGGAGCACAAACCCAGACAGAGGCUUUGUCAUGGGUUGGCCUACCUGCAACUGUGUCGCAACAUUUAGCUCAGCAGAACAGAAGGAGAGAUGGCUCUCCCUCCUUAAAAGUCGGAUAAAAGAAGAAAAAGAGAGGGAAGAACCUAAAACCAUUCCUCUGAAAGUGUACGGGAAGGGAAUCAACACUUAUGCUGUGACCAAGACCCUCCCAGUCAGCAAUUCAGAUUCAACCAAUGAGGUGAUCCGACUGGCCUUGCAGCAAUUUGGCAUCCCAGGAAAUGUGAAAGACUAUCAGCUGUGGGUCAUCUCCAAGAGGGAUAACACGCCCUAUCCUCUCAUUGGUCAUGAGUUUCCCUUCAGUAUCCAGAUGAGUCAUGUGAGAGAUGUGCUGUCUCAGGCGGGCAGCAGCUGGGACACUGUAUCAUCUCCUGACAGACAGAGGGCGCUGCAGGCAGAGCAGCUGCAGGCAGACAAGCGGUGCCAGUUCAUCCUGAAGCCGCGACCCAUCGCAACAACACAGCAUGUAUUUGCAGAGUCGUCUCAGAAGCCAUUUAAGCGGAGGCGUUCUCUCAUCAACUGGGCCUUCUGGCGUGGCUCCUCAUCUCAGCUCAAUGAGCUGUCCAUGUCCCUGUCCCAGGCCGCCCCCGGCUGCUUGUUUGGUCAUCCGCUCAGCUCCGUCUGUGUUGAGGAUACCCUGCCCAAGCCAGUCAUGGACAUGUUGGUGUUUCUGUACCAUGAGGGUUCAUGGACACGAGGAAUUUUCCGGCGGCCAGCUGGGACUCGAGCCGUCAGGGAGCUGCGGGAGUCUCUGGACGCAGGCUUGUUUCAGCUUCCUCUGACACGAGACCACGUCUUCAUCAUUGCUGGAGUCUUUAAGGAUUUCUUGCGUAGCAUCCCUGGUAGUCUGCUGUGUUCUGAAAUGUAUGAGGAGUGGAUGGAUGUUCUGGAGGAAGAGGAGGAGGAGGAGGAAGAACAGGUGCAAGACAUAAAGAGGCUGAUUGGUCGACUGCCCAAAGAGAACGCCCUGCUGUUGCGCUAUCUGAUUGCUAUGCUGCAUGGUAUCCAGGGCAACGCCCACGACAACCUGAUGACCAGUUUGAACUUAUCAGUGUGCAUCGCUCACAGCAUGCUGUGGCCUCCUGGCCCUUGUAGUCCUGAAGUGGAGGGCGCCGGAGCCAAGAAGGUUUGUGAGUUGGUGAAGUUUAUGAUCGAACAUUGUCAGCAGAUUAUAGGAGAGGAUCCAUCUUCCCUGUUUGGAGGGCCUCCACAAAGACUCGACACUGACGAGAUGGCAUCAGAUUCCUGGCACUACUCUCUGACCGACUCGUCCUACGACAGUUUAGAAAAUGAGCUAGACGACCACAGCAGCGGCACAUCGCCGGCCCUCCACGCCAGAAAGGUCUGCCUCAAAGUCAAACCUCUGCAGGGUAGCCUGGACUCCAUUCUCACACUCAGUGACUGCGACCAAGACACCGACCCAGAUACACACCACGCAUGCGGCAAACCUGUCAAGACAAACUGUGUUAUGUUACACCCAUUUGGAAGAACCACAGGUAGGACGCAAGGUCCCAACUCAUCUCUGGCCUGCCCCAAAAAGGAGGCACCAAUGGUAGGCUCCUCGUCCACCUUGGACUCCUUGGCACUGGAUGGCCGGCGUAGGCAGAGAAGGCGUUCUGAGCCCGCCAUAGCAUAUAUGACCGAGUUUCGAGCAUGCCUCUCAGGGAGCAACGAUGACCUCACUGAUGAGGAGGAGGACAAUGAUAAGGAGCUUUCCAAAGGGCCCAGCGGUCACACACGCACUCACACACACUCAAGGGCUCAGAACAGGAGGGGUGGACGUGAAUCUGGGUUUGACCUGCUGGGUGGGAGGUCACUUGGCCUAAAGACCAGCACUUCUAGCCUCUCCUCUGACGCGACCUCCCCUGUCCCGACUCGCACCUCCCUUGACUCUCUUGAUUCUCUAGGUGACCAAACCGGGCAGACUAGGCAAGGAGGGUUUUGCUCAGCUAAAGCAUGCCUUCCCACCUCCUCUUCCUCCUUGGCCAUCUCCCCCCCCUCUGGCUCUGGACCUACCUCGCCCCCCUUCACACCUUCCGGUCUAGGCUCUGUUCUGGAUCCAGGUGGAGAUCCAGACCAGAGGAGUUGCCCAAAAGACUCCACACCUAAAGAGACUCUCCCCUGGGGGACCCUGAAAAGCAGCGGGGGCCUCCACCCAAACUCCUGGCUGAAGAAAGCGCGGAGGUUGUCGCUGACUCAGCAGGACAACUUGGAGAAUGAGGAGGACACAACUGGGGGAAGAUCCAUUGAUAAGUCACUCUGUCCUGGUAAACUGGACCCGGAGAACGGGAGGCCGGGAGAAAAGGGCAGAGGAAAACAGAUGUUCACUGAGCAGACAAAGGCCAAGCCAUCCACCAGACCCACAAAAGAAAGAGGAGGUGGGCAGGUGAGGGCGAGGCCUGGCCAGGAGCCUGCCAAGUCUCUCUUUCCUAAGCAUGACUCCUCCAGCAUCCCAGCCCACCACCGUUCAACUGGGAACCUGCAGUAUCCCAAGUCCCCCUGUCUCCGUCCCUCCGACUCCAGUUUGCAGCUUACCAAAGCAUCCCAGCAGCAAGCCGACACAGGAAGUGAUGUUACCAGUCAGGGGCAAGCAGCAGGAAGUGAUGUUAACGAGUUCAAGCAGCCAUCAGAGGCUGUAUUUCACAGGCAGAGUGGACCAAUGUUGUCCCUGUUCAGGCGGCAAAAACGACACUCUGGUGUCGCUGGUUUGGAGGAGGAGUGCAAAGCAAGGCUUUCUCAGCGGCGGGCCUCGGAGCCCGGGCGGUUGGUCAUGGACCGAACCUCUACCCUCUACCUGGAUGGUCUCUACAGGCAAAACGUCCGCAGGAGGCUGCCCAGUGACCCAGGACUGAAGGUUUCUGAGGUGGAUUCUCAGGGAGGGACAUCGGAACCCCGUUUCUGCCUCUCCCCCCAUGCCACCAAAGCAGUGCGGGAAUACUUUUCAUCCCACCCACGCAGUAACCCCCAGAGUGGCCAGCAGGUGGCACUAGCCCUGGUUGAGAGUCACAGGGAAUGGCUUAAGAGAUGCCAUGAUCCGACAGCAGAGUCGGACUUUGACCAGCUUCUGUUUGCUGAAGAAUCAUAUGUCUGAUUAAGCCGAUACCCGAGCUUAUCCAGAAACAUGAUGUUUCCAGAGAUUUGAAUGGCAUUUGAGCCUCAGAAUCCAUUUUACCACAAUGUGACAAAAUCCUUAAUGUGGCAUCUUCCAGCGAUAAGCAAGAUAAAUAAACACUAGAAAGGCCAAGCAAUGGCAGUGGCCUGCAUUAUAAAAUUUAGCAAUAACCCCCUAAAAUCACUCCAUUAAAAGGCCAUGCCAGUGGUUUUGCAGUUUUAGUGUAAUAUCUACAAAAUGUAUAUGCUUCACAUUUCUGCUGACCUCCAGUAUUCCCAUUGAUCAGCCAGCAUGCAAUAUCAAAGAAGCUAAUAUUAGCAAAGAUAUAUCAGACAAUCUAAUAAAGACAGCUGUGAAGGACUAAUACUGUGACAGUCAUGACAUUUGUUUACCAUAUUUAACUGACAAAAUAUGUUGAAAAAUGGUGGUUCUUUGGCUCUGCCUGCUGAGACUCAACUCCCCUCAUUGAAAUGAUUUCUGCCUGUAGAACUCAACACAAAUCUUCUUUUCCAACAUGCCUCUGUGUAGACAUUCAAAGCUGGUUUGUGCCACAUAUAAAGUGUAGCGUGAGCAGCUUCACUUCAUUAUGACACAUCAUCAGAUGAUCAGAUUUUGUCACUUGGCUUGUAGCAAAAAUGUAGCUCAGAUACAUCUGGACUAUGCAUAGAACUACAAUUUGCUUUUGCUCUUUACACAAAAUGAGUGUAUCAGUUUUUUUGAUAGCUUUAAGAUAUCUGUCAAUUUCUGAGGUAAGACUGACUGAGCCGGAUGCUAUCAUAAAUAUAAAACCUACUUUGAUUUAAGAUCAUGACUUUAUUUCAUAAUUGCUUAGCAGCUUAAGGGAAUGUAACGUAUCUAGGAUUUUACUAUCACAUACUGGAUUUAAUUCAUCAUCUGGUUACUCGCAACUUCUUAAUAAUCUAACUAAUUCAUGCUUAUGUUAAGUUUCCACUAAUAUUGGUAUUGCUGUUUGCCAAGAGUUAUUUUAAUGAAUAUCAUUAUUUACUGCCUGCCAUUGAAAAACGUUACUAGCUGUAGUGAACUCUUGCUUUGAAACUAAUCUGAUCACAAAUAAGGAAUAAGGUUUUUACUGUUUCUUAGUGCAAGCACUAGCAGCAACACUAUCUGUGCGCACAUAGACACAAACAUGAUCUCAGCUAAUGUGAUAUACACAUUCUAUAUUAGCUGGACUAACAGUAGCACAACUACCAAGAUACGAUCCUUAAUUUCUGUUGCCAACAAUGUGGUUUCUCUUUUUUUUUCGCCUGUAUCGGUUUGCAUUAUAUCCAAAUUUUUUUUGUAUAAAUGACUGUUUAUGACUGGGUACAUUCCUAGUGUUGUAUUGUUUUUCAGGCUUGAAUUUUAUGCAGCUCAAACUUUUGUUUCAAUAGGCUACAGGACUGUUGCUUUCUUACAUUUUCUAUGCCUCCUUUCUACCAUGUAUUCAUAUGCUUUGUUAAUACUUGAGUCUAAAAAUCUGCAUUUGCAAAUAAAAUACCCCAUGAAUGGAAAA